Cajanus cajan (pigeon pea) is the source of this 498-nucleotide messenger RNA. NCBI's taxonomy places the organism in Eukaryota, Viridiplantae, Streptophyta, Magnoliopsida, Fabales, Fabaceae. The record is from RefSeq and is a predicted model, not a curated record.
AUGCUGCAUUCCCGUUCCAUAAAUUGUCAACUUGAUUUUGUGCUGUUGUCAGAGACUGGCAGUGAGGAUGACGGUCUUUUGGAUCUGAGUGAUGAUGAUUUUUUCCUUGCUGGGAGUUCUAGUGAUGAAGCAGAUGCAGAUGAUGAAUGGACAGACAAAAGCACAAGGGAGCAGGCUUCCAGUGCUUCUGGUAAAGGCGUGUCUGGCAUGUCCAGUGAUGAAAAAAAUCAGAGGCUGAUUUCUGCUAGAGCUUUGAUGCCUCCACCUCGUCUUUCAAACAUGAAGUUGUCAAGGUUUGGGUCAUCUUCUGGUCAAAAUUCAUCUAUGCAGAGAUCUGAGGUUUCUACAUUGAGCAACACAUCAAAUAGCAAAAGCAACUCAGACUUCAAAGUAAGGGGACCCUCAAGAUCAGGGACAGGUCAUGGUAGUAUUCUAAGUUCCAACUCUGAUGCUCACAAACCUCGGAGGAAGAGAAGACCCAAGAAGAAAAAGAAGCAG